Messenger RNA from Daldinia loculata, 912 nucleotides. RefSeq lists its product as uncharacterized. The transcript has 2 exons. Lineage: Eukaryota; Fungi; Ascomycota; Sordariomycetes; Xylariales; Hypoxylaceae. The record is from RefSeq and is a predicted model, not a curated record. Bases 1 to 912 code for a protein of 303 amino acids.
AUGAUAACCUCAACGCUCGUUUACAUGCACACUAAGCAGAACACCCGUCGCAUACUACGAAAUUACCUGCCGGAAGAUCCGGCGGAGCUGCCUUGGCGGCCGGACCAUUAUCCCGGUUAUGUUGGAGGCGACGAGGAGGGUGGUUAUGAUUACAGUGGUGUGAGGGCCGCGACACUUGUGCCAUUACCAUUACCGCUGUCGUCGCCGGCGGUGUCUUUAUUUCCUGAUAUCUAUCUCGGAGAGGGAAACGGAAACAACAGAGAUGAUGAUGAUGGACACGACGGCGGCGUAUUGGUAGAGCGCCGAGCACGAGGUCCCUGGAGAAGGCCGCACGCACGCCCGGAAGAACCCGACGUCCGGGUGGCGGAGCAGCGCAACGGCGUCGACGGCCGCUUCCCCAACUGUAACACCGUCGCCUUGCGCGAGCUGCUGCGAAUCGCGGUCGAUACGGCCCUCGAGGGCAUGGGCCGGGUGCGGCCAAUUCCUGGAGGACGGCCACCAGCUGCACGGCAUAAUGCUGGCGGACGGCCAUCUCAAUGCCUUGACCGGGAUAGCCGCGGCUUCGUUCCUCUUUGCGUUCGUGCUCUCCUCGAGCUCCCAUCCGUCUCGACCGCAACCAAGACGUUCCGCUCCAUCUCUACCACCGCUACCACCCAUCUCAAUACCUUAACCGGGAUAGGCGCAUUUUCGUUCCUCUUCGCCUUGACGGCGGCGGAACCCCUCCUUAGAGACCCAAAGCGGAACCCCCUCCUAACUCAGGUGCCUGUCUGCUCUGCAUUUCCAACAGACCAAAAAUGGAACCCCCUCCUAGAGACAUGUUCAUCAGAAAAUAGAACACCAUACACCCUGUCACGAGGUGGAACUAAACAGUAUGGUAACAACUUCGUUGUUCCGCGAGGGACUCUAACCUAA